CUUUUUCCUCUUUCACUUUCUCUCUCCAUUACCUUUCCUUUUCCCUUACCUCUGUAAACCUAGAUCUGGGUUCUCUCUCAAACUUCAUCUUCUUCCUCCUUUCCACCUAUCUUUCUUUGCUCGUCCUUCUUCUUUCUUCUUCGUAUUCUUUCUCUCUCUCUCUUUUCUCCCUUCUUCUUCCUCUCUUAAACCCAGAUCUGGGUUUUAGGAUUGAACAAGCAAUUGAAGGUAUCAAAUCCAUAAUCCAUUCUUACCAGAUACAAUGGAAACAAUAGAUUAGACAGACCAUUAAUAUUUGCAAGAUCAUCCCAUUUACCAAAUCUAAAAUGAUUGAUCUUAAGAGAGCUAUUUAGGAAAUAAAAAUUGUGGCCAAAAAAAUCCCAGAAUCAAAUAAUAAUUUUUCUCAGUUCCUACCACUUUCCUAGCAGCCAAACAGAAUUUCUAUACCUAAGAGUUGCCAGAUCUAAAUGCGCACUGAACUUCAUAAUGGAUCAAAUUCAAAAUAGAAAUACACUAUUCACAAGAAGUUUUGGCGCCGACAUGAGCGAGAAAAGAGGCAAUCUUCUUCAUCUGCGCCGACAUGAGGUUUUUUCUUAUCCUUUCUCAAACCCAGAUCUGCAAAAAUAAUGUGUUUUGAGCAUUGCAUCACAUUGUAGUCCAUGGUUUAAAUCCAAACCAAACCUUAUAUUUGUAGAUCUACAAAAAUCCAAACCAAAUACCUUAUAAAGAGCAUCUCUGCCACAACAAAUUCCAAACAACAUAACCACAAAAUAACAGUUUUGAGCACUGCAUCACGUGGACUCAAGCAAAGAAGUGAAUCAAGCAGACUCUUCAAUUUCUCAAACCCAAAUAAAAGUAGGCAAUGGCGUACAGUAGGAAUUUGUUGAUGAGGAAAGAUCACCAGAAGUUUGAGAAAACUCUAGCAAAGAAGUGAAUCGAGCAUAGAACUCUUCGACGACACCACCGAAGUUCCAUCUGAGCUUGUUGUAUCAAACAACUGGAAUUGGUUAUCGAAAGCCUAAUCCUACAACCUGCCAAAAGGAAUCAAGAACCAAAUGGAUGAUAAAGAAAGUGACAAUAAAGCAGAGGCAAAGCAACAUUGGGAACGUCUGUGAUAAAACCCAGAUCUGGGUUUGAGAAAAACCCAGAUCUGGGUUUUUCUCAAAAUUGUUACCAAAGAUAGGUGAAAGAUUUACAGAUCAGGAGAGUUCAAGAUCUUGGGGAAACUAAGAACAGUGACUUGGCUCCUUGGACAUCGAAAAAUAGCAGAGUUGUUGAUCGGUGUAGAACGAACUUCAUCGUCUAGGGUUAGCGUCGCAGGGACGCGUAAAACGAAAGACAAAAGGAAUUGGUAGAAACGGAAACUCUUUUAUGAACAUUGUAACCGAAGAGAAGAACAUUUGGUUUGUGUACAUAAGGGAAGAGGAGAGGACAACAAACGUUGCUUUCGAGU
Rubroshorea leprosula is the source of this 1453-nucleotide messenger RNA. The record is from the annotation of a GenBank genome assembly. NCBI's taxonomy places the organism in Eukaryota, Viridiplantae, Streptophyta, Magnoliopsida, Malvales, Dipterocarpaceae.